GGUCUCUGCCUACUUGAGGUCUCCCAGCGUGGAGCAGGUGUGCUGGUCCUGGAGCCUCUGUGCUGUGCAGAUGAAGCCACGGGUGGACACCUCGCUGGGAGCGGGGAGAGAGGUGCGGGGACGAGCCCAGGGGCGUGCGGUGCGGCGACAGCGCAGGGGCUGCCAGAAGAGCCCCCCCCAGAGCAGGGAGCAGCAGGCAGAGCCAGCUGGGCUCCUCGCAGUUCCGGAUGAAGGGAGGAUGAGCAGUCCCCAGGAGCACCUGGAUAGGGUUUUGGCUGCAAGCAAGGAGAGCAUGGAGAGCGUCAGUGAGGAGCCGGGCACGGAGCUGGCUUUGUGCACCGGAGACGGCGAUGGGAUCGAGGAAGAUAAAGGAACCCCAGAGGAGUUACUGCUGAGUUUCCCCAUUGAGCUCUCAGUGCUGGAGAGACUGGGACUGCACAGCACGGAUUUGACGGAGCAGGACGUGGAGGCAGCCUUUGCACACCUCGCCCUGGCAUUUCGCUGUGACGUGUUCACCCUGCAGCAACGGGUGCAGGUGGAGAAGCGGGCACAAGAUGCAGCAGAGGAAAACAUCCAGGAGGAGCUGGGGCAGUGUCAGACUGCCCUGGAGAGGCUGAGCACAUCCUGCACGGAUGUGAGCUGCAAGGAGGUGCUGGAGCAGCUGCAGUGCAGCCUGGCCGUGCUGGCAGCUGCUAUCAAGCGUGCCACCAGUGCUGCGGAGAAGCUGGGAGCUGUCCACCAGGAGGCGCGGAUGAGCCGAGCGGCGGAGGUGAUGGUCCAGCAUGUGGAGAACCUGAAGCGGCACCACCUGCGUGAGCACGCUGAGCUGGAGGAGAUGAAGUGCCUGAUUCAGCAGAACUCCCGCAACCGGCAGCUGGCAGAGACCCAGGAUGACGUAGAGCUGCGUCUGAGGCCUCACCCCCUGAUGCGAAGUUUCCAGCAGGCGUCUGCACGCCGCAGAGUCAGCAUUGCUGUCAUCCCAAAGCAGCUCUUGCCAGCUGCCAGCAUGGAUGACCAAGCAACCCUCGCUGGCAAGCCCGAGGGUGCCCAGCACCAGACCAGCGCCCAGAGGUAAUGGUGCUGGGAACAAACUGGAGCCACCAGGCCAGGGCAACGCGGUGAGCGAGGGACUAGUGGCAGAAGCAGGCAGCAAAGAGUCAGAAUCGAGCACAGGGGGC
Molecule: messenger RNA, 1178 nt
Organism: Numida meleagris (helmeted guineafowl)
Lineage: Eukaryota; Metazoa; Chordata; Aves; Galliformes; Numididae
Product: lymphoid-restricted membrane protein-like
Exons: 14
Coding region: 71-1075 (334 amino acids)
Cellular component (GO): endoplasmic reticulum membrane
Source: RefSeq, a predicted model, not a curated record